This is a messenger RNA of Thunnus maccoyii (southern bluefin tuna), 679 nucleotides long. It is a transcript of the gene polr1d, whose product is annotated as RNA polymerase I and III subunit D. The record is from RefSeq and is a predicted model, not a curated record. NCBI's taxonomy places the organism in Eukaryota, Metazoa, Chordata, Actinopteri, Scombriformes, Scombridae. Gene Ontology annotation, biological process: DNA-templated transcription. The coding region runs from base 68 to 412 and encodes 114 amino acids. Gene Ontology annotation, molecular function: DNA binding; DNA-directed RNA polymerase activity; protein dimerization activity. The transcript is spliced from 5 exons. Gene Ontology annotation, cellular component: RNA polymerase III complex; RNA polymerase I complex.
ACAGCGGUGAGGGCUUAAACCCUGCAACAUCUGUAUUGACAGACAGUCGGAUAUGUGAAGCAAAAGCAUGGCUGCACAAGGCGAAAAGAAACCAGUGCUGGAGAUGGUCCAGGCUGAUGGGGCUGAUGAGGGCUGUGUGACGUUUGUGCUGCAUGAUGAAGACCAUACACUGGGAAACUCUCUGCGAUACAUGAUCAUGAAGAAUGUGGAUGUGGAGUUUUGUGGCUACACCAUCACCCAUCCGUCUGAGACCAAGAUCAACUUUCGCAUUCAGACACGAGGGGGAGCACCAGCCACAGAGCCUCUACGGAGGGGCCUGAAUGAGCUCAGCGAUGUUUGCCAACAUGUUCUCAACACUUUUCAGGCCAGAGUUAAUGAGUUCAAAGAAAGGCAGGAGCAGCCCAUGGAAUGAAGAGCAUCAUAUAUGUGGAAGUAUGGAGCUGUCAGACACACAGUAUCUACAAAAACAAAGUGUAAAAAUCAGUUAUUUUGAUAUUUUUCAUUGUAUGUCACCUAGUUAGAGGUAUGGAAGGUUCCUUUGUACAGUUUUCAUUUUUGUAUCAUGAUCAAAUUGAUGUGUAAUGUAUGAUAUUUUUACUUCAGUCUUGUGUCUAUCAUUCCUGAUUUGUUGGAAUGAUAAGAAAAACAUGUUUGAGACAUUAAAUUUAAACACAAAUCA